AUGGAGCUGGAGAUGAGGCCUCAGCAAGGGGUCCCUGGUCCAGACAUGAGAUGGGACCAGAGACAAGCUACAAGGAACAAUGGAUCACUUGCUUGGUGCCAGAAUCAUAAACAAUGUUCAAAGUGCCUGGAGCCCUGCAAAGAGUCCUGGGACCUGAAGAAAAACCAUUGCCAAAGCUUUUGUGAGCCUCUUUUCCCCAAGAAGAAUUAUGAAUGCCUAACUAGCUGUGAAUUCCUUAAGUACAUCCUGUCUGUGAAGCAAGGGGACUGCCCAGCACCUGAGAAGGCCAGUGGUUUUGCAGCUGCCUGUGUUGAAAGCUGUGAAGCUGAUAGUGAAUGUUCCGGAGUGAAGAAAUGCUGUUCCAAUGGAUGCGGUCAUACGUGCCAAGUGCCAAAAAAUCUGUACAAAGGUGUUCCACUGAAGCCCCGGAAAGAAUUAAAAUUCAUAGAACUUCAGUCUGGAGACCUGGAGGUGAAGUGGUCUUCAAAAUUCAAUAUUUCCAUUGAGCCUGUGAUAUAUGUUGUUCAGAGGAGGUGGAAUCAAGGAAUCCAUCCAAGCGAGGAUGAUGCUACUAACUGGCAAACUGUGGCACAGACUACGGAUGAGCGGGUUCGGCUGCCGGACAUCCGAGCGAGCAGGUGGUACCAGUUCCGCGUGGCAGCUGUGAACGUGCACGGGACGAGAGGCUUCACGGCACCCAGCAAGCACUUCCGAUCCUCGAAAGAUCCGUCUGCUCCACCAGCUCCAUCUAAUAUCAGAAUUGCCAAUAUCAGUGCAAACAAUGAUGGGAGUGUAAAUGUAAUUAUUACUUGGGAUCUUCCAGAAGAGCCUGAUAUCCCAGUGCACCACUACAAAGUCUUCUGGAGCUGGACAUAUAGCAAAUACGUAAUCCCAGCUAAAAAAAAGAGAAGGAAGAUUACCGAUGGGGCCCAAAAUUAUGUGGUCCUGGAGGGACUCCAACCCAACAGCAACUACAAUGUAGAGCUGCAGGCAGUAACACGUUGGGGUCAGAUACGCCUAAAAAGUGCUAAGGUUUCUCUCCAUUUUAGCACGACUCAGGACACCAGGAAUAAUAAGGAACAGACAUCUUCUGCUGGGAAACCACAGAAAGGACUGGUAGAUCCUUACCCAACAUUUCAAAGAAGAAAACCCACUCGUUUUCUUAAAAUUGGAACUCCUUUCUAUCAGGACAAUCAACUUCAGGUCAAAGUCUACUGGAAGAAGACAGAUAUCAGCAUGAAUCAAUUCCAAGUCCACUGGUUACUGGAGUCCUGUGUACACAAUAACACCAAAGGACUUGGGAAAGUAACUGAGCUGACUUAUGAAAACUACAUGAUUCUGAAGGACCUGUCAUUUUCAUGCAAAUAUAAAGUAACGGUUUUGCCUGCAAAAUCUAAAGGUCGUUUUAAGGCUGAGAGUAUUUUCUUUGUUACCCCACCUUGCUCUGCAUUCAAAGAAAAAAACCACAAGCACAUUAAUUGUCCUGCUNNNNUAGUGCCAGUUCUACCCAAAGUGUUGGCCAAACCCGAGAAUCUAUCUGCGUCUUUCAUUGUCCAGGAAGGUAACAUCACUGGUCAUUUUUCCUGGAAGAUAUCUAAGGCAGACCUUCACCAGCCCAUGACAGGGUUUCAAGUCACUUGGGCAGAAGUAACCACGGAAAGCCGGCAGAACAGCUUACCCAACAGCAUAAUUUCACAGUCGCAGAUACUGCCAGCAGAUCAUUAUGUACUUACCGUGCCCAACCUGAGGCCAUCGAUGCUGUACCGUUUGGAAGUUCAAGUGCUGACAACUGGUGGGGAAGGGCCAGCUACAAUAAAAUCAUUCAGAACACCCGACCUUCCUCCAUUUUCACCCCACAGACCUCAUCUGAAGCAACAUCAUCCACAUCACUACAAGCCACCCCCAGAGAAAUAUUAG
Egretta garzetta (little egret) is the source of this 1917-nucleotide messenger RNA. RefSeq names its product anosmin 1 (gene ANOS1). Gene Ontology annotation, biological process: neuron differentiation. NCBI's taxonomy places the organism in Eukaryota, Metazoa, Chordata, Aves, Pelecaniformes, Ardeidae. The transcript is spliced from 14 exons. Gene Ontology annotation, molecular function: protein binding; peptidase inhibitor activity. The coding region runs from base 1 to 1917 and encodes 638 amino acids. The record is from RefSeq and is a predicted model, not a curated record. Gene Ontology annotation, cellular component: cell surface; extracellular region.